This is a messenger RNA of Xenopus tropicalis (tropical clawed frog), 1206 nucleotides long. RefSeq lists its product as uncharacterized. Bases 1 to 1206 code for a protein of 401 amino acids. The transcript has 6 exons. Gene Ontology annotation, molecular function: protein tyrosine phosphatase activity. Gene Ontology annotation, cellular component: cytoplasm. NCBI's taxonomy places the organism in Eukaryota, Metazoa, Chordata, Amphibia, Anura, Pipidae. The record is from RefSeq and is a predicted model, not a curated record.
AUGUUUGCCCACUUCACUUCCACUCUGGAUGAAAAGGAGCUUCCAUGUUGGCUUGCAGUGGGCAUGUUCCUGGUUGGGGAUGUGAGGCAGUCAGACAUGGCAAUAGCCAACCCGGCGAGCAACUCUGGCACAGGGGAGCAGGUUCCCGCAGGUAAAACGAGACAGCAGCUCCCAGGCAGAGAGAAAGUGAGAGAGAAGAGUAUGAAUCACCCAGUGCUUAUCUGGGAGAGAGAGACUGAGAUGAGGAAGAAGAAACCAGAGACAACAGUCUCCACUCCAACCCAACUGCACAUUACUGAGCAGACAAGACCUCCACAAUGUACAGGGCAGGAAGCUGAGAUUGUGCUGAAAUCUCGGGGGGUUCAUGGAAGUUUCCUGGUCCGUCACAGCAAGAAAAAAACAGAAGACUUCUCACUAUCUCAUCCCCAACACACAAAAAUCCCCUUCAGCCUUUGGCAGCAAUGUAUCGCAAUUGGGGUCUUAUGGCAGAAGCGGAUCUCAAUUCUACAUUAUUCCUGCAGGGUCAAAGACUCAGUAACGCACAUCAGGAUCCGAUAUACUGGUGACUACUAUGAUCUUUAUGGGGGGAAGCCGUUUGUCUCUCUGUCUGGCCUGGUGGAGUUCUACACGGGACAAGCAAAUCUACAGGAUACCUCUGGGAACCGCAUUGAGCUGAAAUACCCGCUGAAUUGCUCAGACCCCACCAAUGAGCGGUGGUAUCACGGGUACCUCUCAGGCCCUGACGCUGAAAAGUUGCUGCAGAAGACGGGGGAGCCCUGGACCUUCCUGGUUAGAGAGAGUCGCAGCAACCCGGGGGAUUUUGUCAUCUCCAUCCUAACCCCAGAGCAGAAAGAUGGGGUGCACAAGGUGACACAUGUCAUGAUAUAUACAGAGAGGGAUAAUUAUAAAAUCAGCAUGGAGAAGUUUGCGUCACUUACAGACCUUAUUGCGUUUUACAAGAAGUGGCCGAUAACGGAAGUAACAGGGAGAAAUUUAUACCUAAAGAAGGUUAGUGACCACCAUCCUCCUCCCUCUGUCUCUCUUGUGUCUUCACUUUAUCUCUCUUUACCAUUCCUUCAUCUUUUUAGUCAGCAUAAGAAUAAUGGCCCCCAGGGCCGCCACAGGGGGGACAGUCGUCCCGGGCCCGGGCAAUCUUCACUGGCCCGGCCACACUACAGUUUUCUGACUAGCUCGGGCCCCCUUUAA